Paralichthys olivaceus (Japanese flounder) is the source of this 2442-nucleotide messenger RNA. It is a transcript of the gene ddx43, whose product is annotated as DEAD (Asp-Glu-Ala-Asp) box polypeptide 43. Lineage: Eukaryota; Metazoa; Chordata; Actinopteri; Pleuronectiformes; Paralichthyidae. The record is from RefSeq and is a predicted model, not a curated record. Gene Ontology annotation, molecular function: RNA helicase activity; RNA binding; ATP binding.
UCUAAAGGUGUUUUGUGGACUCGAACACUUCCCCCUCUCCUCCUUGGGCACAGGGGUGAGUGGACAAUGAGUGGAUUUUAAUUUUUCGGGUGAACCAUCCCUCUGAGUUGUGGAGAUUUAAAUGUAAAAAGCUGUAAAUUCCGGGAGUGCAGGCGGGUCAUGAAGGCGGUUCUGAGCCUCAGACCGUGAAGGAGCGUCGACAUGUCGGACUGGGAAGAAGACUCGUCCCUCCAGGAGCCUGAGCCGAGAUCCCGCUGCGAGGACCGUCCACGGGACCGCGUGUUCUACGGUGCGAGAGACGGACCGAGGUUCGGAGGCCCGAGACACUGGAGAGCCGACCGGAGCGACGAUCGCAGGAGCCCGGCAGGUGGACGCGAGGGCCGCGCCUUUCCCCCGGACGCGGACCGCGGGGGUGCCCGGGAGCGACGGACUUUCGGCGGUGAAAGGUCGGACUCUUCCCCGCCCGUGACACUCACCGUGGAAAAUGCCUCUGUCGGGAGGAUAAUAGGUCGUGGAGGAGCCAAAAUCCGUGAACUUGAAGAAAGCUCAGGGGCCCGGAUCAAGAUAAACAAGGGGGAUUAUGAAGGCGAGGUGCUCAUCUUUGGGUCCUCCGCUGCCCAGGAGAAGGCCAAGGAGAUGAUUGAAGACUUGUUGGCAGAGGGCAGCUCGAGAUUUUGCAAUGGGCCUGGUAAGGCGGGAGACUACGGAGGAGUAAGAAAAGACUCAGUCUGGUCUUCUGAGCAGUUAAAAGCUUCCAGUGUUAUUCUACCCCAACCAUCCAUAGAUUGGAACUCCAUCCGGGAGAACAGGGGAAAGUAUGAAGAGCUCAAGUGGCAGGACCUCCCACCCUUGAACAAGAAGUUUUACACUGAGGCCGAGAGUGUAUCCAUGCUCCUAGCAGAGGAAGUCAGAGAAUGGAGGAAAGAGAAUAACAAUAUCUUUGUGGACGACCUGAAGGAAGAAGGGGAAAAGCGACCCGUUCCCAAUCCCUGCCGCACUUUUCUGGAAGCCUUUGAGCCUUAUCCAGAGAUCAUGGAGAAUAUUGAGCGAGUUGGCUUCGUCAAACCAACCCCCAUCCAGUCUCAGGCAUGGCCAGUGUUGAUGAGUGGAGAGGACCUGAUAGCCAUUGCUCAGACAGGAACUGGGAAAACUCUGGCUUACCUGCUGCCAGGGUUCAUCCAUAUGGACGGGCAGCCUGUACCAAGGGCUGAGCGCAAUGGUCCUGGCAUGUUGGUGCUGACUCCCACCCGAGAGCUGGCCCUGCAGAUUGAAACUGAGUGCAACAAGUACAGCUAUAAAGGCUACAAAAGUAUCUGCAUCUAUGGUGGAGGGGAUAGGAAAGGACAGAUCAACACGGUAAAGCACGGAGUGGACAUAGUCAUCGCCACACCAGGACGACUAAACGAUCUCCAGAUGAACGAGCUCAUCAAUCUUCGCUCUAUCACCUACUUGGUGCUUGACGAGGCUGACCGAAUGCUCGAUAUGGGCUUUGAACCUCAGAUAAUGAAGAUUCUCCUGGACAUCCGCCCUGACCGACAGACCGUCAUGACCAGUGCCACCUGGCCCACCGGUGUGAGACGACUGUCCAAAUCCUACUUAAAGAAUCCCAUGAUGGUUUAUGUCGGCACCCUGGACUUGGCAGCGGUUAACACAGUGGAGCAAACUGUGCUGAUCGUCCACGAAGAAGAGAAAAAGUCCUACGUGUUUGACUUCAUCAAAAACAUGCUGCCGCAGGAUAAAGUCCUCAUCUUUGUUGGCAAGAAGCUUGUGGCCGAUGACUUGUCCAGCGACAUGUGUCUGCAGGGUCUGGCUGUGCAGAGUCUCCAUGGUGACCGUGAGCAGUGUGACCGGGAAGAAGCCCUCAAGGACUUUAAAGAGAGUCGAGUUCGUAUCCUGGUUGCCACAGACCUGGCAUCCAGAGGGUUGGACGUCCAUGACAUAACACAUGUCUUUAACUUUGACUUUCCACGUAACAUAGAGGAGUAUGUCCAUCGUGUGGGCCGCACUGGCCGAGCUGGACGCUCAGGCGCUGCCGUUACCCUGGUAACAAGAGACAACUGGAGGAUGGCCCCUGAACUGAUCCCUAUCCUGGAGCGAGCGGGACAGGAGGUCCCUGAGGAGCUGGUGCUCAUGGCAGAGAGAUACGAGAAGCACAAGAGGGAGAAGGACCUUUGCAGUCCGAGGGGAGGACAGGGAUGGGGAGGAGGGGGAAGGAGAGAAGGCGGAGGGAGAGAAAGCGGAGGGAGAGGAGGCAGAGAUCGAAGCCAGAACUGGGGUUUCUAAUAUGUAAUUGUUUCUAUAUAGGUUCACACAAACCACAAUGUUCCCGACAGAUUCAUAGACGGAAGUGGAAACGUACAGUUAAGAACUUAAACAUUCACACCUUUAACUGUUAUUCUAAUAAGACUAAUGUUCAUUUUCUUUUUGUGUUGCAGAAUCUGA